This is a messenger RNA of Octopus bimaculoides (California two-spot octopus), 1747 nucleotides long. RefSeq names its product putative ATP-dependent RNA helicase DDX56. Gene Ontology annotation, molecular function: ATP binding; nucleic acid binding; RNA helicase activity. The record is from RefSeq and is a predicted model, not a curated record. Lineage: Eukaryota; Metazoa; Mollusca; Cephalopoda; Octopoda; Octopodidae. Gene Ontology annotation, cellular component: cytosol.
UAAUUGGAAUUAUUUUUAGAAGUGGCAGUUCACCGCUUUUCUCAUUUCAUGUAGAAGUCACAUAAUGGACGACGAAGAAUGUGAAGUACCUUUUCAUGCGAUGGGACUGGACGAUAGAGUUCUUCAGUCCAUUGCAAACCUUGGCUGGUCAAAUCCAACCCUAAUCCAGGAAAAAGCUAUCCCACUAGCUUUAGAAGGAAAAGAUAUUUUAAUCCAGGCUAAAACUGGAUCUGGAAAAACUGCUGCUUUUGCAAUCCCUAUCAUUCAGAAGAUUUUAUUGUCAAAACAAUCAGCCCUUGAGCAGUCAGUGAGAGCCAUAGUUGUAACACCAUCUAAACAGCUCUGUGCACAAGCCUGUAAAGUUAUAAAGGAACUCAGUGAUUGUUGUGCGACAGAAAUCCAGUGUGUUGAUAUCAGUCCUAAAGAACCACUUCCUGUUCAAAAGCCUAUUUUAAUGGAAAAACCUGAUAUUGUUGUUGGCACACCAUCAAGAAUUCUUGCUCAUAUUGGUGUAAAUAACUUAUUUCUAAAGGACAGCAUGGAAUUUCUGGUUAUUGAUGAAGCAGACCUACUUCUAGCAUUUGGUUACAUCAAUGAUAUGAAAGCUUUACUCAAGCAUUUCCCCAAAAUUUAUCAAUCUCUUUGGGUCACUGCAACACUGAAUACUGACAUCAACACUUUGAAAAAGAUGAUAUUGCAUAAUGCUGUGGUUUUGAAACUUGAAGAACCUCAGAUACCAGAACACUUAAUGCAAUAUCACAUUAUGGUGGAAGAUGAUGACAAAUAUGCUUUGAUGUGUGCUCUGUUCCAACUGAAGUUAAUUCGUGGAAGAUCCUUAAUAUUUGUCAACACAAUUGAUGAGUCCUACAGAUUGAAAAUGUUCCUGCAGCAAUUUGGAAUAAAAUCUUGUAUACUUAAUAAUGAGAUGCCAUUAAGUUCUCGAUGUAACAUAGUAGAUGAAUUCAACAGAGCAGUAUAUGAUAACAUAAUAGCUACUGAUGAACAGAUUUUUGAAGAUGAUGCUGAAGACACUAAAAAGAAAACAAAAAAGGGAAAUGAUGGCUGUGGUGUUUCACGAGGUGUUGAUUUCUACAAUGUCUCAAAUGUUGUCAACUUUGACUUCCCAGAAUCUGUGAACGCUUAUAUUCAUCGCAUUGGAAGAACUGCUCGUGCUAAACAGAAAGGUACAGCUUUAUCAUUUGUAAAUAGUAAAGAGAAGGAGAUCUUUGACGAAGUCAAGCAAGUUAUAAUACAAGAAUCAGGAGAUAGUGGAAGCCAUUUUAAACCAUUCAACUUCAAUAUGAAGAGAAUUGAAGGUUUUCAGUACAGAUCAAAAGAUGCAUUGAAUGUCUGCACAAGAAAAGCUGUCAAAGAAGCAAGACUGAAAGAAAUUCGACAAGAAGUCCUAAAUUCCAAGAAAUUAAAUUCAUUUUUCCAAGCUCAUCCAAGGGAUAAAGAAGUUUUACAUCAUGAUGCAAAAUUACAAUUUUCUCAAAAAUGUUUGAAGCUAGAAAAUGUUCCUGAUUAUUUAGUACCUACAACACUUAAAAAUUCUAUAAAUAAUUCACCUGGUGUCAAAAAAAUACAACCAAUUUCUCACCAACGGACUUCAAAGAAAAAGAAGAGAAAAUACCAAGCUGACCCAUUAAAGAACUUUACAUUAAGUUCUAGCAAAAAGAAAAAACAUAAAAAAUAUUGAUAUUCAGAAAACAAUGACUUCAAUAAAACAUCUAUUCAAUUUUCAUUA